AUGCUGAAAACCACGCAUGGCCACCAUUAUCCUCCCUUCUCCAAACUCAUCAUCAAAUCAUCAUCAUCUCUCUUCCCCACCUUUAUCAACAAACCCAUAGAAAAGCUCCUCAAAACCACGCAUCAAACCCUAGGCAUAAAAAAGCUCCUAAAAACCACACACCAAACCCUAGACAACGGCGGCCGACCACACGUCGACUCCAUCUUCGACACCCUCGACAGCCUCAUCCGCCGCUACCUUGACCCCUCUCUUCUCCCCUCCUCUAUCGAACCCCAUCGUGUCCUCUCAGACACGAUGUUCUCCUCGUGCGACGAGCUUCCCCCGACCUCGUGCCUCGCGGUCGAGGGCUUCGUUCCUCCGUGCCUCGAUGGUAUCUACAUCCGCAAUGGCCCAAACCCUAGAUUCCCGCCGCGCGGCCCGUACCACCUCCUCGACGGUGAUGGGAUGCUCCACACGAUCCGUAUCUCACGCGGUCGUGCCACCUUCUGCAGUCGCUACGUCCGCACCCACAAGUUCGAAACUGAGCACGCGGCCGGCCGCCCUGUCAUCCCAAACUUCUUCGCCUUCUCUGGCGCUCCCGUCCUCGCCACCGCGGCCCGCUUAGUCGUGGCGGCCGCUUGGUCGGCCCUCACGGGCCGGUUCGACCCUAUCAAAAACGGGUUCGGCGUGGCCAACACGAGCGUGGCACUGCUCGGCGGCCGCCUCCUCGCGAUGUGCGAGUCCGAUUUACCGUAUGAAGUGAAAGUCGCCGAGGACGGGGAUGUCGUCACCCUCGGUCGGUAUGACUUUUCGCACGACACGGACGGAGAGCAAUUCCCGAGGAUGACAGCCCACCCGAAAAUUGAUCCCGAGACAGGGGACGCAUUCGCCUACACGUACGACGUCGUGCGUCCUUACCUGACGUUCUACCGAAUAGAGCGUGGGCUUAUCAAGGGAAAAGGCGUGCCAGUGCGUUUAAUGAGUGAGUGCACGAUCGUGCACGACUUCGGGCUGACGGAGGCCCACGUGGUGUUCUCGGAUGGGCAAAUGGUGGUGAACCCGAUAUGGAUGUUGAAGGGGAGGCCGCCGGUUGGGGUGGUCACGGAGAAAGUCCCGCGGCUCGGGAUUAUCGAGAAGCGUGCAACCGACGAUCGAGAUAUGGUGUGGGUGGAUGCUCCGGGGUUCAACAUGGUGCACUGCGUGAACGCGUGGGACGAGGAUGACGGGGACACCAUUAUUUUGGUGGCAUCUAACCUCACGUCGGUCGAGCAUUUUAUCGGGGAAAUCGAGCACACGAAGCCGAUGCUCGAGAAGGUGACGAUCGAUGUCAAGGGAAAGAGAUUGCGUAGCCGAAAGCUUUUGACGGCUCAAUUCUUUCUUGAUUUAGCGGUCGUGAAUUCGGCUUACGUGUCCAAGAAGAGCAAGUAUGUAUAUGCAACGGUACUUGGCGGCAAGUCUUACGAAGGGGUGGUGAAGCUCGACGUGUCGCUCAUGGAUGACGAAAUUAACGAGGGGAGUUGUGAAGAUUGUAUAGUGGCUAGCCGACUAUACGGGCCGGGCUGUUACGGCGGGGAACCAUUUUUCGUGGCUAGGGAGCCCGAUAACCCCGCGGCCGACGAGGAUGAUGGGUAUUUAGUAACCUACGUACACGACGAGAACGUUCAAGAGUCUAAGUUUGUGGUGAUGGACGCAAAGUCACCAACUCUCGACAUAGUCGCGGCCGUGAAGCUGCCUCAUCGCGUGCCGGCUGGCUUGCAUGGCGUCUUUGUUCCCGAGAGUGAACUCAAAAAGCUUUGA
Striga hermonthica is the source of this 1776-nucleotide messenger RNA. The record is from the annotation of a GenBank genome assembly. NCBI's taxonomy places the organism in Eukaryota, Viridiplantae, Streptophyta, Magnoliopsida, Lamiales, Orobanchaceae.